Entamoeba nuttalli P19 is the source of this 739-nucleotide messenger RNA. Its product is annotated as Der1 family protein, putative. The transcript has 2 exons. The coding region runs from base 1 to 732 and encodes 243 amino acids. Gene Ontology annotation, biological process: endoplasmic reticulum unfolded protein response. NCBI's taxonomy places the organism in Eukaryota, Evosea, Mastigamoebida, Endamoebidae. Gene Ontology annotation, cellular component: endoplasmic reticulum membrane; Hrd1p ubiquitin ligase ERAD-L complex. Gene Ontology annotation, molecular function: ubiquitin-specific protease binding; misfolded protein binding. The record is from RefSeq and is a predicted model, not a curated record.
AUGGAAAUUUUGAACGUCUUUGCUGGAUAUCCUAUAAUAACUCGAACCAUUUUAAUUAUGAUUAUAAGCCUUUUUGUGUUAAUGAAAGUUCGAAUAAUUCAUAUCUCACAACUAUCAUUUGACGUUGAUGCAAUUCUUUCUGGUGAAAUUUGGAGAUUAGUUACACCAUUUCUAGUGUAUUCUGAUAGGUUUAGUAUUUGGUUUAUAUUUGAGCUUUUGUUUAUCUCUCAGGCAUUAUCUCAAAUUGAACAAACUUAUAGAAGUUGGUUACAUUGUUUAUGGGUUAUUUUUAUAGGAUGUUCGGGGAUUUUAGUUUUGUCUUUUACAUUUCAUUUUAUAGACUAUGUCCCAGGACAACUCCCUUUAUUAUUCAAUUCAUUUUCUAACUUUAUAAUUUAUCUCUGGUCAAAACAAAAUAGAGAACAAAGAGUCGCAAUGUUCUUCAUAUUUGUUAUACCUCUUGUAUAUUUCCCAUGGAUUUCUCUAUUUCUUCAUGUCUCCUUUAUAAGUGAAGCUAUUAACGACAUUUAUGGCAUUUUUAUUGGUCAUGUUGUUUACUGGUUAGAAACAGUAUUCCCAAUGUACUAUAACUGGAAACCACUAGAAUUACCAAAAUUCUUGUAUGACCUUUUCAUUCAUCCUAUUCAUCUAGAAGAAGAGCAAAACCCUAAUAUCGAACUCAAUGAAGAAAAUCAAAUAGAAGGUCAACAACUCAAUGAAAAUGAUGAGUAAGAAAUUC